Cimex lectularius (bed bug) is the source of this 2074-nucleotide messenger RNA. It is a transcript of the gene mtDNA-helicase, whose product is annotated as twinkle protein, mitochondrial. Gene Ontology annotation, cellular component: mitochondrion. Gene Ontology annotation, molecular function: ATP binding; single-stranded DNA binding; 5'-3' DNA helicase activity. Lineage: Eukaryota; Metazoa; Arthropoda; Insecta; Hemiptera; Cimicidae. The coding region runs from base 180 to 1982 and encodes 600 amino acids. The transcript has 11 exons. The record is from RefSeq and is a predicted model, not a curated record. Gene Ontology annotation, biological process: mitochondrial DNA replication.
AAUAAACAAUCCAUUUACUCUAUUAUAAAGCGUACGACAUGCUUUUAGACAGAUAUAUAAAACUAUUCGUUUUGUUUAAUAGUUUGAUGGAAAUCGAUACAUCUGAUAACCCAUAUCGCCCUCUUGUUAGGUUGUUUACAUCCUCUCCCGGCAAAUGUUAAAAUUUUUUUUUAGGAAAAAUGUUAAAAAGUCUAAAUCGUCUGAAGCUGUUUGGGAGGAAGGCCGGGAGGCUGGAAUCGGGCCUCGCCUCGGCCGGGUUCCCGGUUGAGAAGCGUCUGCCGACGAACCCGGAAUUCGUGUCGGUGAGCCAGGUGAAGCAGAGUCUGAUUAAAAACCGUCUGACGUUCGACGACGGCUUCACCUGCCUCAGCCUCGACUGCUUCCUCUGCGCCGGCAAAUCUUCAAAGCUGUACAUCAACAAGAUCACAGGAUUUUUCAUCUGCCAUGGGUGUAAUAAGUGUGGAAAUUGGGUUGACCUGGAGGCUGUUGUUCGUGAUAAAACUGAAACUUUUGUCCAACAUAUCGAUAAUAAAUCGGCAGCUGGUUUGACGAAAUGGUUGAAGAUUCAAAAACAUCUUCAUCAUGUAAGUGAGCUGUCAGAAAAUAGACUCGAGGAUGUUCUAAGACACAUUGGAUUGCCGAAUCUGUCUUACGAAGUUCUGAAAGAAUUCGAAGUGCACAUUGAUAUAAAAACUGGAACUUUAUAUUUCCCUCUUUGCAACGGAGGCGGUCAGAUCACUGGCUACAAAACACUCCAUAAAAAUUUCAAAGAGGAGUCGUACCCGUCGAGUGACGCAAGUGGGAUUUUACACAAGAAAAAGAAUUUGUGCACGAGUGCGGUUGUGGUACAUAGUGUGAGGGAUUUUCUGGGUCUUUGUCAUGUUGGAAUUUCGAAUCACGAUAUUAUUUGUCUACCUCAUGGUCAGUACAGCCUUCCUCAGUCUGUUCUGCCUCUUUUUGAAAAUUAUAAAAAACUUAUUCUUUGGUUUGGAAAUGAUACUUCCUGGGAUAAUGCCAGACAGCUGGCGAAGAAGCUGUCUGAACAAAGAUGUCAUUUAGUUAGACCUAUAGAUGACCAAAAAACUGUAAUAGAGGCCAUAGAGAAACAUAAGGAUAUUCAGAAAAUUAUCAAUACUGCUCAAAAAAUUGCCCAUUCGAGUAUUACGACCUUUUCAAGUCUACGAGAAGACGUAUUCUCUGAACUGUAUAAUGCUGAUAAAGCGUCAGGAGUAAAAUGGGAGAGGUUUCCUUUAUUAAAUAAAAUUCUGAAAGGGCACAGGAGAGGAGAGCUGACGAUUCUCACAGGCCCGACUGGAUCAGGCAAGACAACGUUUAUGAGUGAAUAUUCACUCGAUCUUGCCAUGCAAAAGGUUACAACACUUUGGGGUAGUUUCGAGAUCAGAAAUCAAAGGUUGGCUAAAACCAUGCUGACACAAAUGGCCAUGGCUCCUUUGGAGGACAAUGUGGACUCAUUCGACGAAUGGGCUGAUUGUUUUGAACAGCUGCCAAUAUAUUUCAUGACUUUCCACGGGCAGCAAGCACUCGAGACAGUCAUGGAGACUGUAAAACAUGCUUCUUACGUUCAUGAUGUCGCACAUGUGAUAAUCGACAAUGUUCAGUUCAUGCUUGGGCUGUCUUCAAGUGAAUCAGGCUAUUUAGAUAGGUUUUACCGCCAAGAUGUAUUGAUUGGAAGUUUCCGCAAUUUUGCAACAAUGCACAAUUGUCAUGUGACGCUUGUCAUUCAUCCGAGGAAGGAGAAAGAAGGAGAACCAUUGACAGCGAUGUCAAUUUUUGGUGGUGCCAAAGCGAGCCAAGAGGCAGACAACGUUCUAAUUAUUCAAAACCAGACAAAUAUGAAUGUCUUAAAGACAAAAAAGUUUCUUCAGAUCUCAAAGAAUAGGUUUAGUGGUGAUCUUGGAAUGAUGCCGCUUGACUUUAGCAAAGAGAGUUUGAGCUUUAUGACCAAAAGUGUUAAACUGUAAAAAGUUUUUAUGUAAGUAUAUCUUCAAUGUAGUUUUGUAAAAUACUGUUUUCAAUCUUUUUUGUAAUAAACUGUGCCAAGUUGUUUAUCAUA